UGUAGCUCUCGAGUGUAGUCUUUGGAACAACUGUGGCAAGGAGAGCAAAGGUUUUCGUGUCUAGAGCUAGGAAUUUUUGCUGGAGUUUGUGAUCGAUGAUCAUCUCGAGUUUGAUUUCCCAAAGAAAUAUAGGAAGAAUCUUUUGCCACCAUUUUUUUUUCGAGGAGGCCGAGUCCACGCCCACGAAUUAAAUAAGGAAAGAGCGCGGUGGUCUCUCUAUCCCUCGAGAGACGAAUUCGAUCAAUCUCUCCUCGUGGGGGAGAGAAAAGAAAGGCAAAAAAGAUGGACUACCACCAGGUGUCUCUGCCCCCAAUCCAGCUCCAGAUCAACGAUUUCAAUCAGCCGAAAGAGGGCGAGUAUCACCAACUCGUGGAGCUGACGCUGGAUGUGAGGAAGGAUUCAGUGACCCUCCGGAGCAUCGCACCGAUUCCAGCGCAGAGCGCCCAAGCGGCUGAUCCUCACGGCAAUACUCUGCUGCUCGACACACGAUCUAAUUCCAAUUCCAAGAGGGCAUCGCCACAGGAGACGGCAGCGCUGAUCAAGAGCGCGUCCGCCAAGCUCAGCAAAUUCACAGGGGAUGUGUGGAGCCAUGUCCGGCAAUUGUCGUCGCGGUCGGGGAAGAAGGCCAAGGAUCAGGAGGUGGUGGCGCCGAGCAGCCGUGGCGCGGACAUCCGCAGGCUGGCGAGAUCCAAAUCGGGGGCCGAGCACGCAUUGCAGGGGCUGCGAUUCAUCAGCAAGAGCAACAACCAGAAGCUGGCGUGGGAAUUGGUGUCGCGGCGAUUCGACAAGCUCGCCAGCGAAGAGGGCUUCAUCGACAAAUCGGAUUUUGGGCUGUGCAUUGGAAUGGAGGAUUCCAACGAAUUUGCCGCGGAGCUCUUCGAUGCUCUGGCGCGGAGGCGAGGGCUCAAGCAGCUCAGGAAGCUGUCGAAGAGGGACAUGUACGAUUUCUGGUUGCAAAUCUCUGAUCAGAGCUUCGAUGCGAGGAUGCAGAUCUUCUUCGACAUGUGUGACAAGAACCUCGAUGGACGGAUUUCAGAGAGGGAGGUGAAAGAGGUGAUAAUGCUGAGUGCGUCCGCCAACCGGCUGUCGAAACUCAAGGAGCAGGCCGAGGAAUAUGCCGCGCUCAUCAUGGAAGAACUGGAUCCGGAAAACCUGGGCUACAUCGAGCUAUGGCAACUAGAGACGCUGCUGAUGCGAGGACCACACCCCAAGGAUCACAGCAGCCAGCAGGCGAACCAGAUCAUCACGAGCACGAAAGCACCAGGCAUCUCACGCCGAUUGCAGAGAUUCCUGAGGAACUCGCGGCAUUCUUUGGGUGAUAACUGGAGGCGAAUGUGGGUGGUGUCGCUGUGGAUUAUGGCCAUGGCCGGGCUCUUCAGCUGGAAGUUUGUGCAGUACAAGAACAAGGCGGCGUUCCAAGUCAUGGGCUACUGCGUUUGUACCGCCAAGGGUGCUGCCGAGACGCUCAAGCUCAACAUGGCUUUGAUCCUCUUCCCGGUUUGCAGGAAGACGAUCACCUGGCUUCGAUCGACUUGGCUCGGGAAUCUUGUUCCUUUUGACGAUGAUAUCAACUUCCACAAGAUCAUUGCUCUAGGGAUUGUUGUGGGGGUUCUCAUCCACGCAGGAACUCACCUGGCUUGCGAUUUCGUUAGGAUUGUCAACUAUCCUGACCAGGAGUUUGUAAGGAUGAUCGGGAAAGGAUUCCACAACAAGAAGCCAACUUAUGUGGACAUUCUUCGAUCGGUGGAAGGGGUGACGGGAAUUAUCAUGGUAGUAUUGAUGGUCAUCGCCUUCACUCUCGCGUCGAGAUGGUUCCGGAGAGAUCUCAUCAAACUUCCCUGGCCUCUCAAAAACAUUACCGGUUUCAAUGCGUUUUGGUACUCGCAUCACCUCCUCAUCGUCGUUUACAUCCUCCUCCUCGUCCAUUCCUUCUUCCUCUUCCUUACUUACAAGUGGCACGAAAAAAAUACAUGGAUGUAUUUGGCUGUGCCCCUACUGCUGUAUGCUGGAGAGCGAGCGUAUCGAGCUUGCAGGGCCAAUUACACUGUACAAAUCAUCAAGGCUGCGAUAUACCCCGGAAAUGUGCUAGCUUUACACAUGAGCAAGCCUCCUGGAUUCACUUACCACAGUGGAAUGUAUCUCUUCCUCAAGUGCGCUGAAAUCUCGCCCUUCGAAUGGCAUCCCUUCUCCAUAACCUCCGCUCCAGGAGAGGAUUUCCUGAGCGUUCACAUCAGAACUUUGGGCGACUGGACGCAAAAGAUGAGGAAGCUCUUCUCUGAGGUUUGCGAGCCAUCCACAGACAGCAAGAGCGGAUUGUUAAGGGAGGAACUAACCACGGAAGAGAUCCCAACCUCGCUAGGCAAAUUCCCAAAGCUGGUGAUAGACGGCCCGUAUGGAGGUCCUUCGCAAGACUAUAGAAAGUACGAUGUUCUUCUCCUCAUUGGACUGGGAAUCGGUGCCACUCCCUUUAUCAGCAUUCUCAAAGACAUGCUCAACCAGCGCAAGAUGGCCGAUCAGCUGCAAGAUUUAUCAUUCUCGAUUGAUAUGAGCAAGUCAUUUGGAUCUCCCAACGGAGCACUAGCGCUGGAGAGCCCCAGGAGACACUCGCUCGAAAGCCCACGUAGACGCAAGCGGAAGUGUCCCACAAACGCGUAUUUCUACUGGGUGACGCGGGAGCAGGGAUCGUUCGAGUGGUUUAAAGGUGUCAUGAAUGAAGUUGCGGAAAUCGAUCACAAGGCCGUGAUUGAGAUGCACAACUAUCUCACGAGUGUUUAUGAGGAGGGUGACGCGAGGUCUGCUCUCAUUGCAAUGGUUCAAGCAUUGCACCAUGCAAAAAACGGAGUUGACAUUGUUUCUGGAACUCGGGUACGCACACAUUUUGCUCGUCCAAACUGGAGCAAAGUUUUCUCAAACCUUUCGACGACGCAUGCUAACUCCACAAUUGGUGUUUUUUACUGCGGCCCGGCGCUGCUAGCAAAAGAGCUACGCACACUUUCACAGGAAUACACACAGCAAUCAAGCUGCAGGUUUGAGUUUCACAAAGAAAACUUCUAGACGAGAUCGAAGCAAAAAAAUUUAGGCGAGAGAGAUGUUAUGUACAUAAUUGUCUAACCAUUUGCGGCACAGGCGAAAGCAAAUCGCCUGCUACAAAGAGAAAAAGAAAAAGAAAAGAAAAUUGAAAACAAAUAAUAGAAAACUAUAGAGAAAGUUUAAUCUA
Molecule: messenger RNA, 3217 nt
Organism: Selaginella moellendorffii
Lineage: Eukaryota; Viridiplantae; Streptophyta; Lycopodiopsida; Selaginellales; Selaginellaceae
Product: respiratory burst oxidase homolog protein A
Exons: 14
Coding region: 283-3054 (923 amino acids)
Cellular component (GO): plasma membrane
Molecular function (GO): calcium ion binding; NAD(P)H oxidase H2O2-forming activity; peroxidase activity
Source: RefSeq, a predicted model, not a curated record